Messenger RNA from Mustela lutreola (European mink), 2968 nucleotides. It is a transcript of the gene LMNTD2, whose product is annotated as lamin tail domain containing 2. The record is from RefSeq and is a predicted model, not a curated record. Gene Ontology annotation, biological process: chromatin organization. Gene Ontology annotation, molecular function: structural constituent of chromatin. Bases 624 to 2846 code for a protein of 740 amino acids. The transcript is spliced from 12 exons. Gene Ontology annotation, cellular component: lamin filament. NCBI's taxonomy places the organism in Eukaryota, Metazoa, Chordata, Mammalia, Carnivora, Mustelidae.
UGUGACCAUCGCAGGGCCUGCUCCUUGCUCCAUGGUCCCCUGAGCCUGCGAAGGCCACCUGGGCAACGACCCAGCCUUCCAGUUUCUCCUUCCCGCUGGGUCGGGAGGUGGGCCCAAGGCUCACUAAGGGCCCUGGUCUGGGGUUUCCCUGGAAGCUCCUGGUAACAAACAGCCCCUCCCCUUCUGGGUGCUGGUAUCCAUGGCAACACUCUAGAGCCUUUCUUUCCCUAGGCCCACUUGGAUUUCAGGCCUCAGGAGAGUGUUUGGGGUAAGGCCCUGGGCCUGGGGGCAUCACAGGCAAAGGACCAGUCCCUCUGGGGACUCUUGCUCUAGGUUGAGGGAUAGGACCUCAGGUCCUAGAAGGCAGGGGUGAUGGGGAUGACAACAGGAAAUGUCCACUCAGGUGACAUGUUGCCUGGGGGUGACCUGCUUGCUGCCUUGUCCUGGUCAGAAAUAUACAGAUGUGGGCACACAUGUGACCAGCAGUCUAGUGUUCUGUGGGGUAUGUGCACACGCAUGCAAACACACAUGGUGUGGUGCUGUCUAGGGCUGUUAGACUUACACACACACGCAUGGCCUUCUAAGGAGAGCCCCGCAGGCGUAGCCAAACAGAGGACACAAGGAUGACAGCCCUACCGUCUCUCGCAGCUCCCCCAGGAACACCGAGAAUGGCGCCUGAGUCUUGCCAAGAGGAUGAAGGAGCCGAGAAAAAGGCUCCCUUAUCCCAGGUGGACCAAGAGCCGGUCCGCGCCCACCUGGAGCCUCCUGUGGGCACACCUCAAGAGCCGGGGGGUCCCACAUGCACACAGGACACCAAGCCCAGCUCUACACGGGUGGUCUUCUCCGUCAACCUACAGUUGGCCCCUGAGUCUCUAGACACUCGCACCUUGCGGCUGCUGUGGGGCCAACGGGAGCUGGAGAUCCAGGCUCUGCGGUGGGCUGUCCAGAACCGCCAGGAUGCCCGGCACUGCCACGUCCUGCGUGAGGUGGCUGGACUUCCACCUGAGAGGAGUGCACGUAAUCAGGAAAAGUUCCUGCAAAAUCAGGUCCAAAAGCUGACUCUGGACUUGAAAAAGCAGAAGGAACAGGCCCAGCUGGUGAGGGGCAGGAGGGACCAGGGAGUCGGGGAGGGGACCCAAGCUGGGGUGAGGGGCAAGGCCCAGGUAGGGGUUGGCCUUGGGGGGUCAGCAGCUGGAGAAGACCCUGCGCACCUAUGCACUCUCCGGGAGCAGGAGAAGACCCAGCUGGAGGAACGUCUGCUGCAGACCGCGACCACCAUGCAGCAGCUGGAGGCUGAGCUGCAGGCCUUCCAGAAGUCCUGCCUCCUGCAGCUGGCCCGCUCCUCCUGGGUGGGGCGCAUACUGCGCUCCUCCACCGGCAGUGUGGAGGUGGUCACUGCAGAAACCCUGAUGGACUUCAACGACGUCUCUGAGAGUGAACAGGGCCCCUCCACUGGGGAGGGUUUCCGGCUGGAGGACGUGGACUGGAACAGCAUUGCCCAGCGGUAUCCCAACCUCUUCAGCAACAUGGAGUCCAGCUCAGACCCGAAGCACCCACGGCCCCUGCCACCCCCAAAGGCCCCACUGUCGAGCGAGUGGAGCUCGGAGCUGCGCAGAUCGGGGACAGAGCAGCGUCUCAAGAGUGUCGAGUGGAGUUCCCUGCCCUUCAAGGGCACGAGCAGCUCCGGGGGCGCGGACUCCGACUCCAGCAGUGGCCAGCUGGCUGAGUGUUAUUGUGUGCGGAAGGUGACAGGGCACCCCCCGUGUGCGCCAAGCCGUGAGGAGCUAACGGUGGCCAGCUCCAGGAGCCUCAGCAGGGAAAUGCAGGCACAGUCUGGAGGAGAUGUCCACAGUGCGUGCAGUGUACGGGGUGCCCCUUCCAACAGGUCUUUUCCUGGAUCUCAGGAUGGCUCAGCGGGACCAGCCAGCCCAGGGUGUUCCUGCCUGAAGAUUGUGGCAGUCAGUGCCCGGGAGAGGUUCGUGCGUGUCCUCAACCAGUCGCCGGAGGAGACCGCGGACCUGGGUGGCCUCACGCUGCAGCAGCGGGAACGCGGCUUUCCUGUGUGCAUGUACCGCUUCCCACCCCGCACGCUGCUGCCUCCGCGCCACCACGUCACGGUUUGGGGCGAGGGGCCCCGCAGCAUGAAGAAGCACCUGCCCUCGUCCUUGGGCCAGGAGCCCGUGCACUUCCACUCUAGCCGGGGCUGUGUGACUCUCCUCCUGAACCCCAAGGGCGAGGUCCUGAGCGAGCAUCGGGCCGCCCACUGCGUGUCCCCCGCCUCGAGGAUCUUCGCUGACAACACCGAUUUGUCCAUAGACCGCUUCCCGCUCUCAGAGGCCGGGCUGGUGGCUGACACCGGCACGCAGAGGCCCGGCCCUCGGCAGCUGCGGGCAGGCAGGGUGCAGGAGGCCCCGGCCAGACGGCGGAGGCCCACGUGGGCUCCGCGGGUCCCUGCUUCCCCAGGUCCCGGCCUCUCCAGGCUCCGCAGCCCCCCACCCCCACCCCUUCCCGCAGGCGGGCUUCGGAUCUCACGAGCCCCUCGCCCCACCAGGACGCGAGGCCUCUUCCCCCGGCUGAGCGCCAGCAAGACCUUCCGCCCGCGGGCGGUGCCAGCGCCGUCCGCCGAGGCGCCGGCGCCGGAGCUCCUGCCCACCAUCCCCGAGGCCGGGCUGCGCCUCGAGGACUGCCAGGCUAGGAAGGAGCCCGGGGUCCGGGUGUGCUGCAAGGGCGUGGACCGGGGCUGCCCAAUGGUGGCGUUGUCGGUGCAGAGCGCGGCUGAGAGCAGAUACGGCUUCCGCUUCCUCCCCUGCCCGCCGGUCACCGCCGCCGGGAGAGCGCGGCUGUAGGCUGCGCCGGCGGACGCCGGGGCUGAGGGGGCGGCGCUGGGAGAGAGGCGGGGGAGGCGGGCCGUGCUGGCGGCAGCGUUUAUUGAGCCAACGUCGCCUACGAAGUAAAGCGCAUUCAUAUA